GAGAGAGAGAGAGAGAGAGAGAGAGAGAGCGCGCGAGAAAGAAAGCGAGCGUGCUCUUGUUGCUCCGAAGCGCGAGCCGCAGGUGAUGAUGAUGAGGAUGAGGAUGAGGAUGGGUCGAUAGAAGGAAGAGCUACUGCUUUCUUUCACCUGUCCGCGCGCGCGCGCUCGGCUCGUCUCGCUCGCCGCGAACAAAGCGAAGCGUUCGGCUCAACCCAUCACUUCAAUGAGGCUGUUCGGGAACUAUUGGAGUACUCCAGCUUCGCCACAGCAGCACCGUAGAGUAACGUUACUCCCCUCGCGUCAUGUCUCACUCUGAGAGAUGGGCAAGUUCGACGAGCACGAGAGGGUGAUCCUCAACGUCGGGGGCACGAGGCACGAAACCUACCGGACCACGUUAAAGACCCUGCCGGGCACGCGCUUGGCCCUGCUCGCCUCCGAGUCGGACCUCGAGUCGGUUCUGGGCCAGCUGCAACAAGUCCCGGGCUUCAUCGAGUACAACGCGCGCAGCAACGAGUAUUUCUUUGACCGGCACCCAGGCGUCUUUGCCUACGUGCUCAACUAUUACCGGACAGGUAAGCUGCACUGCCCGGCGGACGUGUGCGGACCUCUGUUCGAGGAGGAGCUGUCCUUCUGGGGCAUCGAUGAGACGGACGUGGAGCCGUGCUGCUGGAUGACCUACCGACAGCACCGGGAUGCCGAGGAGGCGCUCGAGGUGUUCGAGAUGAACGUGGACAACGAUGAGGACGACGAGUACGGCAAGCGGCUGGGCAUCGAGGACGUGGUGUCCGCGGACGGUACCGGCAGCAGGUGGAGGAAGUGGCAGCCGGUCAUCUGGAACCUGUUCGAGGACCCGUACUCCUCCAGAGCCGCUCGGUUCAUCGCUUUCGCCUCCCUGUUCUUCAUCCUGGUCUCCAUAACCACCUUCUGCUUGGAGACGCACGAGGCCUUCAACACGGUCAUCAACAAGACGGACUCCUUCCGCAACGACUCGUUCACGGACUUCAGCCAGCAGUACGAGAUCGAGACGGACCCGGCGCUCACCUACGUGGAGGGCGUCUGCGUGCUGUGGUUCACCUUUGAGUUCCUGGUGCGCGUCACCUUCAGCCCGGACAAGCUGGAGUUCGUCAAGAGCAUCCUGAACAUCAUAGACUUCGUGGCCAUUCUGCCCUUUUACCUGGAGGUGGGCUUGAGCGGGCUCUCCUCCAAAGCCGCCAAAGACGUCCUGGGCUUCUUGCGCGUGGUCCGCUUCGUGCGUAUCUUGAGGAUCUUCAAGCUGACGCGGCACUUCGUGGGCCUGCGCGUGUUGGGACACACCCUGCGGGCGAGCACCAACGAGUUCCUGCUGCUCAUCAUCUUCCUCGCGCUGGGCGUCCUCAUCUUCGCCACCAUGAUCUACUACGCCGAGCGGAUCGGGGCCAGCCCCAACGACCCGACGGCCAGCCACCACACCAUGUUCAAGAACAUCCCCAUCGGCUUCUGGUGGGCCGUGGUCACCAUGACCACUCUGGGCUACGGAGACAUGUACCCUCAGACGUGGUCGGGCAUGGUGGUGGGCGCGCUCUGCGCCCUCGCCGGAGUCCUGACCAUAGCUAUGCCCGUGCCCGUCAUCGUCAACAACUUCGGCAUGUACUACUCGCUCGCCAUGGCCAAGCAGAAGCUGCCUAAGAAGAGGAAGAAGCACAUCCCUCAGGCGGUGCAGACCGGAUCGCCGUCCUACUGCAAGACGGACCUGAGCACGGCCUGCAACAGCACUCAGGGCGAGCUGUGUUUGGGUCAGAGCCGAGGACUGGAGCGCCACCGCUCAGUGCUGUCUGCCGACUGCAGCGCAGGAAGUGACAUCACCAUGUCUCCGGAGGAGCGGAUCCCGAUGCGACUGUCCAGCGCUCGAGAACAGGACCGUCACACCGAAGGCACCUGCUUCCUGCUGGCCGCCAGCGACUACACCUGCUCGGCAGACGCAGCCAUCCGCAAAACAGCUACUGUAUCACCUCUGGCUGACGUACAGUUUAUAUCGGCCAGAGACGGGGAAGGCGGGGCCAGCAGAGACUCAGAUGGAUUUGAUGAAUUGGAUUGGACGGUCUGGAAUAGAAUAAGCCUGUGAUUGGACGGUUCUGAAGCGGACUCUCUGUGAACAGAAACCUCACUUGAACUGCUCACGACCUGUGGAUUUUCCCGCUUUUUUUUUUUUUUUUUUUUUUCGGUGUGGAUAAAGACUGAAGCCAGUCGGCACAAAAAAAACCACGAUAUGGAUAGUGAAACUUUUCCUGCUUAAAACGAGUUGGCUCUCCGUUUAAUGUUGCAUCUGUAUAAAGGACACACAUCCACCUGUGGCUUCCCCUCUGUGUCAGGUAGCAAAUCAAACACCCCUCGAACCCCUUCCAAGGCCUCUGUCGUUGCAAUAAGUGUAUUAAGAUGUGUAGAGGCACAAGUGUUUAAAAAUGAAGUAUUAGUGUAUCGAAUAUACUAAACAGAGUAGAGAGAGAGUAAACAUGAUAAGUUUAAUAAAUGUGACCUUCAGUCGUUUAUGCUUUUUAUUUGCUCUAGUAUCUCUGGUGGAUUCAUUGUUGUCUGUGAGUGUGUGUGUGUGUGUGUGUGUGUGUGUGUGUUUGUAUGUGGGAUGUUGUUCUCAAAUGGCACAUUUAAAGGAAUAGUUCAGCCAGAAAUGAACUUUUACCCAUCCAAGGUGUAGAUGAGUUUGUGUCUUCAUCAGAGCAUUCCCUCACUUUCCUCUGCAGUGAAUGGGUGCCGUCAGAACGAGGGUCCAAACAGCUGAUAAUCCACACCACUCCAGUCAACCAGUUAACAGCUCGUGGCAUUUUACCUUCAAAUCAAGACAGGAGAUGGGCCUUUUCAUGAGCGGAAUUGUUGUGGAUGACAUAUUUAAAGUAAUGUUUAUAGAAUGUAAUGGACUCAUAUGCAUUCUUAUAGCGUUGAACAACAUUCUCAGAGCGUCCUUGUAAUGUAACUUACACUCGAUGAACGUUUUUGUAACUUUGAAACAACGUUAUAAUUGUAACAAGAAAACUUGGACUUUUCUACGUUCUUAGAAUAUUACCAUUAGACAUUCAAACAACGUUACGAACAUCUUAAGAAACAUUUUUAUAAAUUACACAAAAAAAAAGUGUUUUUAUAAUCUUCAGCUGUUACCUUGAUUUGGAUUCGUAUUUUUGGUCAAGAGUAAAAGUUCGAAGUUAAAGCUUGUGUCUUUUCCAGAUCGCGAUGUUUUUAUCGGCUCGUUCUGACGGCACCCAUUCACUGCAGAGGAAAGUGAUGGAAAAAUGCAUUUCUCCAAAUCUGACGAAGAAACAAACUCGUCUACAUCUUAGAUGGCCUAAGGGUUAGAACAUUUUCAUUAAAAUUUCAUUUUGGGCUGAACUAGUGCUUUACAGACCUCAUGAAAUGGCUUCAAAGCACAUUUUGAAAUAAUCCCUCUGCUUUCAUUUGCACAGCUGCGUUGAUCUCAACUCUGCACCAUUGGCCGAGUCCCACAUCAAGCUAAAAUAUUUGAAGGAAUUUUACCAUUUAUACCUAAAAUGUUUUUUAAUGUGUGUAUCUUCUAAAAUGUUUUUUUGGUCAGGUUUUAUUGUAAAUGAGCAGAUAACGAAGCCACAAAACCUCGUCUUGAAUGUCUUGCGGUCUUUGAAUGUGUGUUGAUUUUCGCAGUUCUCUUUCUCAUCCCCGUUUCUUGGAAAAUUCGCCCAGUGCAACAAUCAGAUGUGAUGUGCAAUAAUGAUGUGAAACAAAGCUGCACCGAUUCACACUGUGAUUUCAGUUCAGUCCGUGACAGACGCCGCAGCAGAGCCUCUGAAAACACAAGUGCGGCACGGACACUUUCGCUCUAAUUAGAACCUUUCUUUUCCUUCAGCCAUGGAGAGAUUAGAGCUGUCACAUUAGAGAGUGUGUGUGCGAGUGUGUGUGCGUGAGUGUGUGUGCGCAUGCAGGCAUUUCAUGAAACCCGUCAAGAACACGUCCAGGUCACGUUUCACUGCAAAAUCAAAAGAAAACUUGAAUCAAUUUGAUUUAGCAUAAAGAAAAUGAAGCCUAUUUUAGGAUCGGUAUUUCUGUUUUGCAUUUUGACGUUGUAUUUAAUGUGCGCAAUUACAAUAUUUUUUUUGAUUAUUAAAUGAAAGCAGCGCUAAAAGUCCUGAAUAUUAUAUAGGCUACGACAAAAAAUAAAUAUAUAGACAGAGCACCAUACAAAUAAGAUUUUUUUAAAGAAAGUUCUCCAAGGCUGCAUUUAUUUGAUCAUAAAUACAGAACAAAUUGGAAAUAUUAUUACAAUUAAAAAAAUAAGAAUAUAUGGUAAAAUGUGAUUUAAUAAAAUAGUCACUAUAACCUUAUUGGUCAAAAUUAGCAUCAUUUUCUAUAUGCAAUAUAUAUACACACACAUAUAUGUUGGAUUUUGGGUUAAAUGCGGGCUAGACAAGUUCUUGACAGUUUUGUGUGUGUGUGUGUGUGUGUGUGUGUGUGUGUGUGUGUGUGUGUGUGUUUCCCACCACCCACAGAACUUAAGAGGAUAGUAUUCUUCAUGUUAAUAUUAUCUGCUGCUUUAAGAAGUCAGGGCACCGUUUCAAAUAUAUAUGACAAAAAUGUAAAGGUAUAUAUAUAUAUAUUUUUGAACUUAGAUCUUGUAUUUUUGUGUCUCUUGAUGAGUCUCAUUGUCAGUCCCAUGGUGUAUCUGUAUGUCCACUCUGUGCAGACUGUGAAUCUGGGGUGUUUUUAUGUUUCAGUGAUUGGAGUUUUGAACAUGUAUUGUGGAGUCAUUUGUCGGCCUUUUGUAGUGCAUGCAAAGACCCAUGGUCAAAAUGUAAAGACUGCGUCUGAAGAAUAUGUACAGUUCAAUGCAAUGUGAGACAGUCGGAUAAACAUAUUAACCUUGUAAAAAAAAACAAA
This is a messenger RNA of Puntigrus tetrazona (Sumatra barb), 4893 nucleotides long. RefSeq names its product potassium voltage-gated channel, Shaw-related subfamily, member 2 (gene kcnc2). Gene Ontology annotation, biological process: potassium ion transmembrane transport; protein homooligomerization. The transcript has 4 exons. Gene Ontology annotation, molecular function: delayed rectifier potassium channel activity; protein binding. NCBI's taxonomy places the organism in Eukaryota, Metazoa, Chordata, Actinopteri, Cypriniformes, Cyprinidae. Gene Ontology annotation, cellular component: dendrite membrane; axon; neuronal cell body membrane. The record is from RefSeq and is a predicted model, not a curated record. Bases 320 to 2101 code for a protein of 593 amino acids.